UGACAGUUCUCUCCAAGCAGGAACAAGCCUCAGUUGUUUUCCUCCGAAGGAAUGGUAGCGUUAGCAGGUUAGCUCUACGGGCAUCAGCUGUAGGAUUAACUAACUUGUUGUCGUUCCUUAGCUUUCGGUUUUCCUGUUAGAUAAUGAAUUUAGUGCCGUCAAAUCCUCACGGGAAUGGGCUCCUUUAUGCUGGAUUCAACCAGGAUCAUGGAUGUUUUGCCUGCGGGAUGGAGAACGGGUUCCGUGUGUACAACACCGAUCCUCUUAAAGAGAAGGAGAAACAAGAGUUCCUGGAGGGGGGGGUCGGCCAUGUGGAGAUGCUGUUCAGGUGUAACUAUCUAGCACUAGUGGGAGGAGGAAAGAAGCCAAAGUACCCAACCAACAAAGUGAUGAUCUGGGAUGACCUGAAGAAGAAGACAGUAAUCGAGAUUGAGUUUUCAACAGAAGUGAAAGCAGUGAAGCUCCGGCGUGACAGGAUCGUGGUGGUCCUGGACUCAAUGAUCAAAGUCUUCACCUUUACCCACAACCCCCAUCAGCUGCAUGUGUUCGAGACCUGCUAUAAUCCCAAAGGUCUGUGUGUGCUGUGUCCUAACAGCAACAACUCCUUGCUGGCCUUCCCUGGCACUCACUCGGGCCACGUGCAGAUAGUGGACCUGGCCAACACAGAGAAGCCCCCGGUGGAUAUCCCCGCCCACGAGGGGGCAUUGUGCUGCAUCGCUCUAAAUCUGCAGGGCACAAGGAUAGCUACUGCAUCAGAAAAAGGGACUCUUAUCAGGAUCUUCGACACAUCUGCAGGGCAGCUCAUUCAGGAGCUGAGGCGUGGCUCUCAGGCAGCUAACAUCUACUGCAUUAAUUUCAACCAGGAUGCGUCUCUGAUCUGUGUGUCCAGUGACCACGGCACUGUGCACAUCUUUGCUGCAGAGGACCCCAAAAGGAACAAGCAGUCGAGUUUGGCAUCAGCCAGCUUUCUUCCCAAAUACUUCAGCUCCAAGUGGAGCUUCUCCAAGUUCCAGGUGCCCUCAGGCUCCCCCUGUGUGUGUGCCUUUGGAACAGAGCCCAACGCUGUGCUGGCCAUUUGUGCUGACGGCAGCUACUACAAGUUCCUGUUCAACCAGAAAGGGGAGUGUUCCAGAGACGUGUACGCCCAGUUCCUGGAGAUGACCGAUGAGAAAAUAUGACUUCUGACCUCUCUGGAGACUUGCUGUAUCAUUGGCGGAUUUUCUUUUUUCUGUACUUCUUUUGUUUUGGAGGAAAGGUCCCACGCUGCACUUAUCUUUACAGACUCUGUUAAAGAGCAUCCGAUAAAGAGAAGAAAAAAGACUGGGGAAGCUGAUCACAUGGAUGAAGACUUUUGUUUUUCUCACUCCUGAAGAUUGUCUCUGGACAGAGGGACACAGAGGAUUGUCUCUGGACAGAGGGACACGGAUGCAGACUUGACUCCCAAACCAAACACUAGAGAAGAGUGAAAGGUAUUUUUUGAAUAAAAAAAACAUGCAGCUUUAUAAGAUGUCUUCCGAGGAAUUUACAAAGGAUGGUUGUUCUUAUCAUAUGAUGACUCUAAUAGUUCAAUGGAUUGAAAAUAUUGAGGUUUUGUCAACUUACCACCUAACCUAACUAUAGGGAGUGCCUCAGACUGGAAAGAAGCUGUAUGUGUGCACAUAUUGUCCUUGUCAUAUAUACUUGUGUGUGUUUGUGUAUAUACUAAUGUACCACAUCAGGUGUUCACAUCUGAAUCAGAAUACAUUGGAACACACUGAUUCUGUAAGUGUCACCUUAGUAUUAAUAGAUUUUCUUAAAUUCACUGUAGAAACACAAAGCACCAGACUGAACUUCUAACUCUAGAACUGUACAGAAUAGAAGCAGAAAAAACAUGUCUUUGUAUCCGUCGUCCUUUUUUUCAUACAGUGUUCCCCUAAUGCUUUUUGUUCAGAGCUUGUGACGGAAGGUUCAGAAAUAGCUUGACAUUUAUUACUUAAUGCAAUAAAGUGCUUUCUGACUGAGACGUGAAGAUAUUGGUAUAGAUCUUAACUCACUCCGUGUGAGAAAGCAAAUGUGCAUUUGGCAAUAAAUGUCAAACUAUAAACAAUAAUUUCCUAAACCGUUCAACUAUUUCUUUUAGUGUUUGCUGUUCCUAGCUGAGGAGAAACACCCAACAAUCCUAAAGAAUGAUUAUACUAACCUGAUCAGCUGUCAAAUGUAGACUCUGGUUAAAGACAGCACAUCUUGUGUAACAUUAAUAUGUUAUAAUGAAAUCAGAAGUCUGUGUUGGCUAGUCAAAGCUGGAUCUUGACUCAAAUCCCUCUGGUGGCAGUGUGUCCUCUAAACUGCUCCAGCAUGCGAAGCCACACCCACAUUCAGCUGCUGCUUUUUAGGGACGCUGCAGUGCUUUCACCAAGUGUCGCCAUAAACCGGAGGCACUUUGGCUCCGCUACAAUGACACUGUAAAUGAAUGAUGGAAUAUUACCUUUUUUGAUUUGACAUGUUGAUGACAGCAUCUUUGUUGAUUCAGUGUGAGGACACUUUUGAGUUGCUUCCUGCAUCAGAUUGUACAUGGAACUGUGGCUCUGCUAACACAGCAGGGGGCCGCACAAACUGAAAUGCCAACUUGUGUCUGACACUCAGAAUGAUUGUAAACCUGCGUUUGAAUUGGUGAAUAAAUGUAACAUCUGCUUUUACAGUUAAACAUG
Messenger RNA from Eleginops maclovinus (Patagonian blennie), 2687 nucleotides. It is a transcript of the gene wdr45b, whose product is annotated as WD repeat domain 45B. Gene Ontology annotation, cellular component: phagophore assembly site membrane; extrinsic component of membrane; cytosol. Lineage: Eukaryota; Metazoa; Chordata; Actinopteri; Perciformes; Eleginopidae. Gene Ontology annotation, biological process: nucleophagy; autophagy of mitochondrion; protein lipidation. The transcript is spliced from 10 exons. Gene Ontology annotation, molecular function: protein binding; phosphatidylinositol-3-phosphate binding; phosphatidylinositol-3,5-bisphosphate binding. The coding region runs from base 144 to 1178 and encodes 344 amino acids. The record is from RefSeq and is a predicted model, not a curated record.